Messenger RNA from Erinaceus europaeus (western European hedgehog), 3690 nucleotides. RefSeq names its product armadillo like helical domain containing 4 (gene ARMH4). Bases 189 to 2486 code for a protein of 765 amino acids. The record is from RefSeq and is a predicted model, not a curated record. NCBI's taxonomy places the organism in Eukaryota, Metazoa, Chordata, Mammalia, Eulipotyphla, Erinaceidae. The transcript is spliced from 8 exons.
AAAGCAAAGCGCCCUCCCCUCGGCGUCCCAGACAGCAGAGGGAGUCGCCGGCGCUACAGGGCCCUCCGCGGGGAUGUGGAGCGCGGGCGCUGCCGCUCAUCUCGGACCGCUGCUUCCUUGAAGGCGCACAGGAUUCAAUUACUGGAAUUGUCAACGCUGCCAAUUUAUGUGCACAUCUCUCUUCCACUAUGAACAGACCAGUAGUAUUGCACAUUUGUCUGGCCUUUGGUAGCUUCCUACUUCUCAACUUUGCCACACAAUGUCUGGCCUUCCCCAGGAUUGAAAGUAGGGAAAUAGUGCAAGGAAAGGCAGAAGGACAGUCAGAAAGGAUAAAUACUGAUGAUCUAGAAAAUAACUCUGUUACUUCAAGGUACUCUGCCCAGCUGGAAGUCUCUGAUGAUCCAAUGAUAGUACUAGAGAGACCAUCAGCAGCAUCCCCAUUUGACAAAGAAUCCCAUCUAGUUGGGACUGAACUCACGCAGCCUAAAAACCUUGAUGUUUACACUGCUACUGAGCCAGUAGUCCCAGCAGGGGAAGGAGUAUUUGGCUCCAGCCAACCAGAGAGAGUGUCAGCUGAGAAUUGGCUUUCCAAGACUGUGCUAACCAGUCAUCUUAUUACUACAACCUCUUCCUUGAAUAUUGAUGAGAAUGAGGAACCCUUCAGUAGUACCAAUGUUCAGCCUGUUGCAGAAGGGACCACAGAGAUAACACAAGAUUUCCUCAAGCAUGAGGACAGCCAAUUGUUUGCAAGUGAAAGCCACAAUGGAGUUAGUCUGGGACAUUCACCAUCACCCUAUGUGAAUACCAAAGAAAUGGUAACCACUAAUCCUAGGACUGAGAAAUCUGAAUCUGACACCGAACACAGGACAAUUUCUUUUCCUGGUGCUGAGCCCACAGCAGACACUGAGCCUGCAAGCCUCACGUUGGAUCCUGAGGAGCCUUCCCAGAUGACAGCUGAUAACACCAAGUUUUCUGCUGCCAAGUUUACCCCUGAGUACACCCUGAGCAUUGAGUCAGAAACUGACAGCCUGCCAGGAGCCCCAGAAGUCACAGUGAGUGUCAGCACAGCUGUUCCAGCUGCCUCCGUUGUAAGUGAUGAGUGGGAUGACACCAAAGCAAAGCAUGCAAGUCAGAUAAAGACCCCAAAGCUUAGAGAUGAUACAGAGACUCAGGUGGGAAUGGAAAUACCACAGACAACACAAGUAACUGAUAAUGGUAUGGAAGGGGGCAAACCUUUGACAGAGGUUGCAGAUAUGGCUCUGGGGCUGCCGGAAGGGGAAACACACACAGGAACAGCCCUCUUAACAGUGCAUGAGGAGGAUGGAUCACCUGCCUUUACCGAUCAGAGUUCCUUUACUCCCACAAGCCUGCUGGAAGAUACGAAAGUUUCUGUUGUAAGCCUGUUGCAGAAUACUGCAGACAUCAUGGAAUCCACUACAGAAAGCAAUACCGGGUUUUUCUUAGAGACCACACUUUCUACCUCAGGAUAUGAGUCUGAGGCAUGUCAGCCACUGGAAAACUCAUUUAAAGAUAUCAUCACUCAUGAGAUGACAACAGCUGUUCAAGAAGCAGAAGCCACUUUGUCAUCUGUGACAGAAGAGCAGCAGGUUUCUACCCUCGAGGUUGCAGGAGAAAAUGGCGAGAUGGAGGAAGAAAUAGAGUCUUUGUCUGCCACAGCUGAUAUUACUGGAGUUACCCAGCUGUCGAGACAAUGGGAGCCUCUGGCUACUACAGCUUCAAGUACAGCUAUACCUCCAUCUUUCCAAGUUACUCCUGUUGAAGAUUUAAUGGACACAAUCACAAGACCAAAUGAGGAUUUCUUCACCCCUGUUUUGGGUUCUCCAGUGACACCCCCUGGAAUAAUGGAGGAGGAACACAGCAUUUUCCCAGCAUUAUCUGAUUCUGAGUCAUCCUCUGAGAGAAGAACCAUUGCUCCAACUGUGAGCUAUGUUAAUACUGCUGCCUCAUAUGGUCUGAACCAAUUCGACGAAGAUGGAGAAGAAGAUGAGGAUGAAGAGGAUGAGGAGGAAGAAGAUGAAGAUGAGGAAGACGAGGAAGAUGAUGAAGAAGAAAAAGACACCGACUCCCUGGAUGAUAGUCUGGAUGGUGACACUGAGCUGCCGGGGUUUACUAUCCCUGGCAUCACAUCUCAGGAACCCGAUUUGCAGCAGGGAAACAUGGAUCCUUUGGAGGUUGCCACCUACCAGGUGCCAGAUGCCAUCGAGUGGGAGCGGCAGAAUCAAGGCCUGGUGAGAAAUUGGAUGGAAAAACUAAAAGAUAAGGCUGGUUACUUAUCUGGGAUGCUGGUGCCUGUUGGAGUUGGGAUAGCUGGAGCCUUGUUCAUCUUGGGAGCACUGUACAGCAUUAAAAUUAUGAAUCGCCGGAGAAGGAAUGGCUUCAAAAGGCAUAAAAGAAAGCAGAGAGAAUUCAACAGCAUGCAAGAUCGAGUGAUGCUCUUAGCUGACAGCUCUGAAGAUGAAUUUUGAAUUAGACUGGAGUUUAAUCGGGAUAUUUGACAAUGUUAAUAUUUUAGUUGUUAUGGGGAAGCAGUACAGAACAACAUUCUGCCGCUAUUGCUGCUGUCAGAUCAUUAUUCCCUUAUGCUGGGUAGUAGAGUUUUCUCUUGUACUGAGCAGAAAGGCAUGUUGUAUACUAAAUGUAGGAUGAAGUGUUUGUUUUUACCCUGUAGUGAAUUUUCCACAACCACAGGCAACAACUCAUAAGUAUGCAGCAUAUGUGUUGUUCAGUAGGAAUUGCUAGGUUAGGUAGGAUAAAUAUUUUGUAUUUUUCCACAGAGUAUUUUCUUUGGUUUGGAAUACCUGCACUAAGUAUACUAGUUAUGGCUGCCAAGACAUGCUUGACUCUACAACACAAUUCUUUAACAAAGAGUAAUUUGCAGUUAUUGUUCUUUACUGACUUGAUUAGGCUCAUUGGUCAAGGUGCAUACUCCAUUUGCAUCACAACUAGCAGCAACUCAGGAUGAAAUACUUUUCAUCCAGAUCUUUCAGCAUAUUAGAGUUAUAUCUAGAUCUGUAUGUAUCUUGUAUUAUGUAUAUUAACCUCCCAGUUUUAUUAUUUCCUUUUCUGUUCUCUUUAUUGGCAAGGAAAAACAAUGCACCAGAAAUAACAUUAAAUUGGUUCUUAGUCUCGAUAGAAUCUUGCCUUCUUAUAUAGGGUAAUGGAGUCCAGUAGGUCUAUCAAUAGAAAUACAUGUUUAGCAUUAAGAGAUCAUUUACUGUAUCAUCCAACUUCGUCAAGAAGAAUUGAGAAAGAACUCAAGAAGAAAAUGAGGGUAGGCAAUGGCGGGGGACAUUUGGCUCUGCCACUUGGCUCUGAUUGCAUAGCCACUGCUCUGAAUUAGUUGGAGCACUGCUUUUCUGUGCCCAUGGUCUUGGCUGUGGGAUGACUGGGUCACCACUGGACUUUAUUUGACUUUAUUAGGAAAACAUUCAUUCUGCAGUAGAAGCAGGCUCAGUGAUCAAAGGCCUGGCACUGAUGGGUUAUACAAAACCCUCUUCUCUCAGGGCGUCUUGUUUCAGGGAUGUUGGAUUAUGUUAGGUUAUAUCUUACUCCUCUUGGCUGUAACUCCUUGCCAUAUCUUUUGAAUUUGGGUACUUGGGACUUUCAACAAAUUCAGUUGUGGGGUCAAAACUUAUUUCCAUGAAAGAAUAAAGAUUACUAAUAGUUGUA